Pelodiscus sinensis (Chinese soft-shelled turtle) is the source of this 7556-nucleotide messenger RNA. NCBI's taxonomy places the organism in Eukaryota, Metazoa, Chordata, Testudines, Trionychidae. The record is from RefSeq and is a predicted model, not a curated record.
UUAUUUAUUUUUGUUUUAGUUCUUGGAUAACUUGCUGGACUCACGCUCCUGUACGCUGGAGCUCUCUCUUCCCUAGCACAGAAACAUGCAACAUGGCAGCAGCCAUGGAAACUGAACAGCUGGGUCUUGAAAUCUUUGGAACGGCUGAUUGUGAGGAACAUGCUGAGGCAGAGGAGCAGCCAAAGCUGGAACCCUUCUAUGUGGAGAGGUAUUCCUGGAGUCAGCUUAAAAAACUGCUCACAGAUACUAGGAAGUAUCAUGGCUACAUGGUAGCCAAGGCUCCUCAUGAUUUCAUGUUUGUGAAGAGAAAUGACUCAGAAGGACCCUUUUCUGAUAGGAUCUACUAUCUAGCCAUGUCUGGUGAGAACAGGGAGAACACACUGUUCUAUUCAGAAAUCCCCAAAUCCAUCAACAAAGCUGCAAUCCUAAUGCUUUCCUGGAAACCCCUUUUGGAUCUGUUUCAGGCCUCCCUGGACUAUGGGAUGUAUUCCCGCGAAGAAGAAUUACUGCGUGAGAGAAAGCGCAUUGGGACAGUCGGAAUUGCCUCUUACGAUUAUCACAGAGAAAGCGGCACUUUUUUGUUUCAGGCUGGCAGUGGAAUUUACCAUGUAAAAGAUGGCGGUCCUCAUGGAUUUACUCAACAGCCUUUAAAGCCCAAUUUAGUGGAGACCAGUUGUCCAAACAUACGGAUGGAUCCAAAACUGUGUCCAGCUGAUCCAAACUGGAUUGCAUUUAUCCAUAGUAAUGACAUCUGGAUAUCUAAUAUACUCACCAAAGAAGAAAGGAGGAUAACCUUUGUUCAUAAUGAAUUGUCCAACAUAGAAGAGGAUCCCAGAUCUGCUGGGGUGGCUACUUUUGUGCUGCAGGAGGAGUUCGAUAGAUACACUGGCUACUGGUGGUGUCCGAAUGCUGAGCCAACUGCCACCGGGGGCAAAAUUCUUAGGAUUCUUUAUGAAGAAAAUGAUGAGUCAGAAGUGGAAAUUAUUCACGUCACAUCACCCAUGCUGGAGACCAGGAGGACGGAUUCUUUUAGAUAUCCCAAAACUGGUACAGCAAAUCCAAAGGUCACUUUUAAGAUGUCUGAAAUAACAGUUGAUGCUGAAGGAAGAAUUGCUGCUGUCAUGGAUAAAGAACUGGUGCAACCAUUUGAGAUCCUCUUUGAAGGAGUAGAGUAUAUUGCUAGAGCUGGAUGGACUCCAGAAGGAAAAUAUGCCUGGUCCAUCUUGCUGGAUCGCUCCCAGACACGGCUACAGAUAGUGUUGAUCUCCCCUGCAUUAUUUAUCCCGGUAGAAGAUGAUGCUAUGGAAAGACAGAAACUAAUAGAUGCUGUGCCAGACUCUGUUACGCCACUUAUUAUUUAUGAAGAAACAACAGACGUCUGGAUAAAUAUCCAUGACAUCUUCCACGUUUUCUCUCAAACCCGCCAAGAUGAGAUAGAGUUUAUUUUCGCCUCUGAAUGUCCGACAGGUUUCCGGCACCUGUACAAAAUCACGUCCGUUUUGAAGGAGAGCAGAUACAAGCGAUCGUGUGGAGGCCUCCCUGCUCCAAGCGACUUCAAGUGUCCCAUCAAAGAGGAAUUAGCAGUUACGAGUGGAGAAUGGGAAGUGCUUGGUAGACAUGGUUCCAAUAUCCGCAUUGAUGAAGCAAAGAAACUGGUGUAUUUUGAAGGCACAAAGGAUUCCCCUUUAGAGCAUCACCUGUACGUCGUUAGCUACGAGAAUCCUGGAGAGGUGAAGCGACUGACGGACCGUAAUUACUCUCACGCCUGCACCGUUAGUCAGGACUGUGACAUGUUCAUCAGUAAAUUCAGUAACCAGAAGAACCCGCACUGUGUGUCACUGUACAGGCUGACUGGUUCUGAAGAUGAAGUUGCUCAUAGAACAAAGGAAUUCUGGGCCACGAUUUUAGAUUCAGCAGGGCCUCUCCCCGAAUAUGUUCCCCCGGAAAUCUUCUCCUUUGAGAGUUCUUCAGGCUUCACGUUGUAUGGGAUGAUUUACAAACCUCAUCACCUACAACCGGGGAAGAAAUACCCCACAGUGCUCUUCAUAUACGGAGGACCUCAGGUGCAGCUGGUGAACAAUCGGUUUAAAGGAGUCAAGUAUUUUCGCUUGAACACGCUGGCCUCGCUGGGUUACGUCGUCGUUGUCAUUGACAACAGGGGGUCCUGCCAUCGAGGGCUUAAGUUUGAAGGCGCCUUUAAAUACAAAAUGGGUCAAAUAGAAAUCGACGACCAAGUAGAAGGCCUGCAGUAUUUAGCUUCCCAGUAUGACUUCAUUGAUUUAGACCGAGUUGGCAUUCAUGGCUGGUCCUAUGGAGGAUACCUGUCUCUUAUGGCAUUAAUGCAGAGGUCAGAUCUCUUCCGGGUUGCCAUUGCUGGAGCACCAGUCACGCUGUGGAUAUUCUAUGACACGGGCUACACAGAGCGUUACAUGGGACACCCUGAUCACAACGAACAGGGGUAUUAUGUAGGAUCAGUGGCCAUGCAAGCGGAGAAGUUUCCUUCAGAACCACACCGUUUGCUGCUGCUACAUGGUUUCUUGGAUGAGAACGUUCACUUUGCACACACAAGUAUAUUGCUGAGUUUUUUAGUGAGGGCUGGAAAACCAUAUGAUUUACAGAUUUACCCGCAGGAGAGACACAGUAUAAGGGUCCCUGAAUCCGGAGAGCAUUAUGAACUCCAUCUGCUGCAUUAUCUGCAAGAGAAUCUUGGCUCUCAUAUUGCUGCGCUGAAGGCCAUGUAAUUUGUGACCUCUGUGGAACUCUGACACUAGCUGCUUAACCAAACGAGGAAACUGGUCUUUAGAGAGAAUAGAACAGAACACUGCGUUUUGGUGCCUGCUACAUAUGCACGCGCACACACUGACUUUUUUUUAAGUAACCUAGGUGCCAUACAAGGAAUCUACAGGAUAAUGGCCUAAUCAUUUUAAAACGGAAACAAUAUCAAGCGUCUGUGGUACGCAGCACCACCAGGCAUACGCUUUGGGAAGAAGCUGAAAAUUCAGUAACACAUUUCCACAACACUGUAUCUUUACCAUCUGAAAACACUGACCUGUGUGAGUCUAAUUGGUGUAUUUUUUUUACAGCGUGUUUCUCAGUUUCUUACAACAAGGUAAUAUUGGAUGAUGUGCUCACAUCCUGGCAAAAAUCUGAAUGGUUACAACUUUGAUAGCAUUUCAUAAUGUAAUGCCUAGUUUAUGCCACGUGCAAAGGAUGUCUGGCUCACGAGGAAUUAGUUGCACAUUAGACACACAUAUAAUCAGAUGCUGGGGAUAAUUAUUUUUAAAAAGAAACACUUUUAGCUGCCUUCUGAAGAAGUUUAUAAUUUGGUUUUAAUGCCAAUCAGACCAAUUUUCCAGUGAGCUCAUCUCUGUGUAUCUUGCUGCUUUUUUCUUUUGUAUUGUGUUAAACUGGUUGUACCUCAUUUCCCACUGGUACAUGAGAUGUAUUUUACAGUUAGCCUUUAUGCUGAGAAGCUAACUAGUUUUAAGCCAAACAACUGAAACUUUGUAUAUGUCUCAUAUUUUAAAAAUCAGUGUAUUUCCAUGGACUUUCUCUCAAUGUGCAUUUUGGGGCUGUUUUCAAAAUAUGACCCUAUCUCAGCAGGUGGGUAUCUAAAUAUUCUUCCACUAAGAUUUUAAAAUUCCAACACCCAAGUGGGGAGUUGGUGGCCUGUCAACACUACAUUGAAGCAAUGCAAAUUGUGUUUUAUUAAAUUUUGUGUUGUCAUUAUUCUAACAUUAUUCUCAGAUCACUGUUGAGAAAGCUUGUCCGAGUCAACCUGCUCCCAUAAAUAUAUAGGAAUCUAUCACCCAAGGGUCAUCUCUAGCACUGUGGUGUAGCAUGGUUAUAGGCUGUCCCCUGGGAGAAACCCCUGUCUGUGUUGCUUCAGGUAACGCUUCUAGAAGCUAGCACCCUGCGAUAUAAAAUCACACUAAAGCAUGAUUUUCUUUCCUGGUGUGGUUUUAACUGUGAUGCAGUCUUGGCUGAAAAACAUGUUUGGAACUACUUUUAACUUUCAAAAUGUUGUUUAAAAUAGAACACCACAGUAAAAUUGUUACUUUUAAACCUGAAAAUUCUGCUUGGGUGCCUGUGUUAACUUCCUAUAAUUUUCAGCUUCGUUCUUUUAAAAAAAGCCAAGAACUUUUUCCCUUCUAUUUUGAUGCUAUAAGAGAGAAGCAGAGCAUGAUUCUCUUCUGAAAUCGGGACACCCUGUGGCUUGUGUUUAUACGUGAAAUACCCCAGAUUUUAUAGGAAUGUACGUGAGUAACUUUUGUAGGUGUAUGAAUGAUCAAUAGACCCUACAACUUGAACAUUUAACACAAUAGGCCCUGACCUUGAUGGUAGUGACACUGGUAUUAAUUGGGAAUAACUCCCCUGGAGUCAGUGGAAACACCUGGAUUUAUAAAACCUACAUAAACCAGCUCCAUUGUAUUAUGUUAAUGGUUUUCAAAGCAAACACAUGUCGUGUAAGCCAUUUUUUUUCCAGCUCUCACACAAUUGUUCUGAAUUGUACAGAUGCUAUUUAAAGUCCUGUAAGCAUACAGAAAUAGGUUUAUAGGUUUUGAUUUUGGGAAAACUGUAAGGAGCUCAACACCUGCACUGACUUCUCUGUACCAACAAUAGCUAAUUAUUGUAACUAACAUGAAUUCCCUUCCGAAAAAGCCUGAGUUUUCCGCAGUUCUGUGACAUAAUCUAGUAAGCACAGACAGGCUGGUACAUUGAUAGGUUUGAAGAAGAAUAAUGCGCCAAUGAGUAACAAAUGUGUAGUUUUUAUAUUAUGGUAUCCCACCUGGUUCUUUACGUGUUUAUGUUGUAGUAUAGAUGCAUAUAGCUAUGGGUAUGCCUACACAGCAAAAGAAAACACAGGGCAGCAAGUCUAAGAGCCCAGGUGCACUGCAGGCUAAAAAUAGCAGUGUGGACAGUCAGGUUUUGGACUCUGAGACGUGCACAGAGAGUUCUUUUGUUGCUGUGUUGAUGUGCUCUGUAUCUGACCAUAUAAACGUAUAUGUAUAAACUAACACGUGGAUGUUAUCACAUUUUCAAGGUUGUUUAUAUUAUGUUCAAUGUUAACUUAACUGGCGUUUCGGGGUGUAUUUUUGUCCCUUUUCCAGAGAUGAUCUCUUGAAUAUAAAUGUAUAUGAUUCUCACGUGAAAAUUAACCCUUUUGUACAAAACGACCUCUAUGGAACAGUGCUUACAGCAAAGGAGGAAUUAAAUGCAAUUUUGGUAAUCAAGUCUAGAUUUUGGUUUAGUAACGAACAUCAUAAAACUGCUUACAUGUAGCUUUUUGAAUAAUGCAUUCUCUCUUUUAAAUAUCAUAUAUAUCAGAAAGCUAUUAAAGUAUCAGGUAUGAUAUGUACCCUAUUUUGCAACAUAAUUAUGUAUUUUUUUCUGAAAAAAAUAGUUUCCUUUACAGCUGUUGGUCACUUUAAAACUCCAUAUAUUCUUGUGAAAAUGCUGGAAGGAUUUGCUAUCCGUAUUUCAUAGUUCUGUACAAAGGAUGGUUACCAUAUGUAGUAGUAAUGAAAGGCAUAUCCUAUAGGGUCUGAUCCAGCCUCUUUUGAAGUUAAUGACCAAACCCCGGUAGAUUAAUAGGGGUACAAUCAAUUCCACAGGGAAUGAGCACAGCUUUGUGGCAUCCAGAGUAUGUCAUUAACUCUAGAGACACUGGUGACUAGAUCCUGAUGGUGUUGGUAGGACAAGCCACACUGCCACAGCUAAGCUCAGCAGUUCUGUGCCUUUUUCCAGCUGUAAGCCAGUCUUCCUGUACUACAGUAUCCGUCUAAGAGUACUGUGUAUGAUGGUAUUGCUGCCGUUUGGCCCAUCAGACUUGCCUACUCGAAAAUCUCUGUAUUGAGAAGAUAGCACUUUCACCCAAGUAGAAUUCCCCAUGAAGUUUCACGUUUGGAUUUUGCUUUUGAUUAUGAACUUCUUUUAAAAAUUGCAACGCUGUAAUAAUGUUACUUCACAUUUUAAGCAGAGCUAGUGGACUUCUCAGGCAGAAAGUAUGAGAACCAGCUCUUCCAUGGAGGAGGUAGGCCACCACCUUGCACCACAAAAGAAAUCCAGCGCUGGGAAUGUUGGAGGAUAUGUCUAUGCAGAGAGAGAAACCCCACAGCUGUCUCUGGCUCAUGGGACUAGGGCUCUGUGGCUGAGCAAUGGCUGUAGAGGUGUUCAGGGUCCAGAGUCCCAGACUUGAGUUCCGGCCUGAGCCCAAAUGUCUACACAGAAUUUUAGCGCUAUGAGCUUGAGCCCAAAUCAGAUGUUCCAGAUCAGCCACAGGUUUUUAUCCUUGUGUAGACGUACCUCUUGAGCUCAGCGGGGUUACUCCCAGCAAUAACCAUUACACAAGUGGUAUAUGGUAGUGCGAUGGGGCCCUAAGUGCAUAUUGAAUGUAAAAUCUCUUUCCUAUGAGUGCAGGGGUGUGUCUGUCUUACCUCUAAAUCCUGUGACUACAUGUGUAACUUCUGCUGGAAAAUGAUAGAGAAUAUAUUGAAGGCUGGAUUUUGAAGAGUGAGGGCCUACUGAUGAUAGGGAUGCCAAUGUACAUAUAUUUUCUUCAAUGUUUUCAUUGUUUGGAAUUGUCUGUUUGCUUCAAUAGGGAUAGAUUCUAUGGUUUAAUGUUUUGAGAUGGUUUCCAUUACUUAAGGAAUCUUUCUUUUAAUAAAAAAACAAGGUGAGGCAGGGAACAUUUUAGAUUGGGAUAAGUAAUUUGCAUUGUUUACCAUAUUUCCAAAUACAUAAUUUGAAUUAAUGUAUAACUAAUUACCUAGAGAACUCCUCCAUUUUGAUAAACUCCGUUUACUACCAAAUAUUUAGUCACAGUAAUUCUGAUCAGCAUGUGAAGCUUUGAAAAUCAAUUAAUUAUACUAAAAUGGAAAAUGUAUUGCUUACUAAUAGGGGCAUUUGGGAAUAGGGUUAGCAUAGACUUUCCAGAUGGGCUUGACACAUUGAAGAUAUAGAAGUAAGUGUGUGUGUGUGUGUGUGUGUGUGUGUGUAGUUUGCUGUAUCCAGCAAAGAAUCCAGGUGUGCUAUUAACUGACAAAACAGAGUCCUGACACUUAACCUAUAAUAGUAAAAUAAUUGAUCGUGUUUCUUUCUGAUCUGUGUGUUCCAUGAGUAGCGCAGUGUGUUUUGCUGCUGGCAUGACACUGAAUAUUGAGAAGGCAAUAACAAUGGGAGUGGGAGGAGGGGAAAUCAGCCAGAUUAGAACACUGCCUUGAAUUGCCUGUUUACUUGAGUACCAGACCCCUGUAAAUACAAGUACUGUAUCCUGGGGGGUGCUUUGGGCCAUCCUUCUGAAAGGACAGAGCGGGUGGCUUUUACUUGGAUGUUCUGCACAGUAGAAGUUUGGGUGUUUUAAUUUUAGAACAUGAAGUGCCUGCUCUUCAAGCAUUGACUUGUAUUCACAAAAUUGCAUGUCGCACCCCGGUAGGUUUAUGGGUUUCCCUCCAUUUCUAGCUAAAUGGCUUUUUAAUCAUGUAAAGUGGAAGCGUUAGCUUUGCUGCCUUUUAUUACAAAUCCUUUCUGUUGCAAUAAAGAUGCUGCUAAAUAAA